UUGAGACCGCCGCUGCCACGGCGUUCGCGAAGGCUUAUGUCCUGGCACCAAUAGAGGCUUGUCCCAACAGGACGCAGUGGCACAGGCGGCGCGACUUGUUGGGUAUUCUGAAGGCUAUAGGCGGGCAUGGAAUUUUCUGGCCGAUGAUGAUCUGGAUGCAAGUGAAAGGGAGAGAUGUUACACCUGACUGAGAGCGAGAGGACCGACGAUGACUGCCACUACGGCGCGUACCUGCAAAGGCUCAUUUGGUGUCAGAGGCGAGACCUCUUCCAGUUGCCGCCGGAGCCAGCUGCAUUGCCUACCCAGCAGGCACUUGCCAGCAACCGAUCAGCUGUCGAUGCGAACCAGAGACUCCAUUCAGAACUGGUGUUCAAGAUACAACAGGUUGACGUGAUAUCCAAGCAGCAUGAUGCAAGAUCAAAGCAGCUUGAUGAGAGAUCAAAGCAGCUUGAUGCGAGAUCAAAUCUGCUUGAUGAGAGAUCAAAGCAGCUUGGCAUGCUACCUGAACCAGGCAUUGAACACAGUGACGCACACGCGCUCAAGGAGGCGCUGGCUGUCAAUGAAAGAAAAAGAAACAAUGACUUGCAAGACUCUUGGAAAGCUCGAUUAGUGCUGAUGGAAGUCUUGACCGAAGAGGCGCAUAUAGGUAUCAGAUGGAUGGGCAAACUUGACCCAAGAGAAUUUGCAAAUGCUUGUAGACAACCACAAAACGAUGCACAAGUUGAUUCUGAUGCUCUUUGCUCCAAGUGGCAAGAUGAGAUUAACAACAGAUUCUGGUGUCCGUUUAGGGUAUUCACUGCUGAUGGUAAAGAGACGAGAAUUCUCUCCGAAGACGACAACAAACUUCAGAAGUUAAAAGAAGAGCAUGGUGAAGAAAUCUAUGGCUUGGUAAAAAAAGCGCUGCUUGAAAUCCUAACCGAGCUGCUGGAAAAGAGCUAUGGAACAACAUGGACGGACGGAGAGCAACACUGGAAGAAGCUAUCAAGUUCAUCGUGA
Messenger RNA from Lolium rigidum, 996 nucleotides. Its product is annotated as factor of DNA methylation 5-like. Bases 175 to 996 code for a protein of 273 amino acids. Gene Ontology annotation, biological process: gene silencing by siRNA-directed DNA methylation. The transcript is spliced from 3 exons. The record is from RefSeq and is a predicted model, not a curated record. NCBI's taxonomy places the organism in Eukaryota, Viridiplantae, Streptophyta, Magnoliopsida, Poales, Poaceae.